AUGGAUUCUGGGCCUCUUUGGGCUGGCAGCCCGACCCCUCAGGGCACCCUCUCUGUCCCUAAUGCCACGAUACCUUGGCUAGGUCGGGAUGAGGAGCUGGCCAAGGUGGAGAUCGGAGUCCUGGCCACUGUCUUGGUGGCGGCCACAGGAGGCAACCUGGCCGUGCUGCUGACCUUGGGCCAACUGGGCCGCAAGCGCUCCCGCAUGCACCUGUUCGUGCUGCACUUGGCCCUGACCGACCUGGCUGUGGCGCUCUUUCAGGUGCUGCCCCAGAUGCUGUGGGACAUCACUUACCGCUUCUGGGGCCCUGACCUCCUCUGCCGGGCCAUCAAGUACCUGCAGGUGCUCAGCAUGUUCGCCUCCACCUACAUGCUGCUGGCCAUGACACUGGACCGCUACCUGGCUGUCUGUCACCCCCUGCGCAGCCUGCGGCAGCCCAGCCAAUCCACCCACCCCCUCAUUGCUGCUCCCUGGCUGCUGGCUGCCAUCCUCAGCCUCCCUCAAGUCUUCAUUUUUUCUUUGCGGGAGGUGGCCCCAGGCUCGGGGGUGCUGGACUGCUGGGCAGACUUCCACUUCCCCUGGGGGCCACGGGCCUACCUCACCUGGACCACCCUGGCCAUCUUUGUUCUGCCCGUGGCCAUGCUCACGGCCUGCUACAGCCUCAUCUGCCACACCAUCUGUAAAAACCUAAAAGUCAAGACACAGGCUUGGCGGGCGGAAGGAGGGGGCUGGAGAACUUGCGACAGACCCUCAGCUGGUGUCCCAGUGGGAGCCACUCAGGGGCUGCCGUCCCGGGUCAGCAGCAUCAGUACCAUCUCUCGGGCCAAGAUCCGAACCGUGAAGAUGACCUUCGUCAUCGUGCUGGCCUAUAUCGCUUGCUGGGCCCCCUUCUUCAGUGUCCAGAUGUGGUCUGUGUGGGAUGAGAAUGCUCCUGAUGAAGAUUCCACCAACGUGGCUUUCACCAUCUCCAUGCUUUUGGGCAACCUGAGCAGCUGCUGCAACCCCUGGAUCUACAUGGGUUUCAACAGCCACCUAUUGCCACGCCCCCUGCGUCAUCUUGCCUGCUGCGGACGUCCCCGGAUGCAACGGCAGCUCUCCAAUGGUAGCAUCCUGAGCCGCCACACCACGCUGCUGACGCACUCCAGCUGCUCACCCACCCUCAACCUCAGCCUCAGCGAGAGACCCAGGCCCAUAGAGUCACUGACUCUGGAGCAGGUGGAUGGGGAAGCCGCCACUGAGACCAGCAUCUUUUAG
Otolemur garnettii (small-eared galago) is the source of this 1254-nucleotide messenger RNA. RefSeq names its product arginine vasopressin receptor 1B (gene AVPR1B). Gene Ontology annotation, cellular component: membrane. Lineage: Eukaryota; Metazoa; Chordata; Mammalia; Primates; Galagidae. Gene Ontology annotation, biological process: G protein-coupled receptor signaling pathway; positive regulation of vasoconstriction; regulation of systemic arterial blood pressure by vasopressin. The transcript has 2 exons. Gene Ontology annotation, molecular function: vasopressin receptor activity; peptide binding. The coding region runs from base 1 to 1254 and encodes 417 amino acids. The record is from RefSeq and is a predicted model, not a curated record.